This is a messenger RNA of Peniophora sp. CBMAI 1063, 1122 nucleotides long. NCBI's taxonomy places the organism in Eukaryota, Fungi, Basidiomycota, Agaricomycetes, Russulales, Peniophoraceae. The record is from the annotation of a GenBank genome assembly.
AUGUCGACAGCUCCCAAUGCCACACCCGCGCUCUUCAGCCCCAUCAAAGUGGGGAACAUGCAACUUCAACAUCGCAUCGCACUCCCUCCUCUCACCCGCUUCCGCUCGGACGAUAACGACGUACCGACCGACCUCAUGGUGGAGCACUAUGCUCAACGCGCAAGCACACCUGGCACACUCCUCAUCGCGGAGGGGACGAUCAUUGCUCCUCAGGCUGGCGGGUAUCCCAAUAUGCCCGGCAUCUGGAAUGAUGAGCAGGUUACAGCGUGGAGGAAGGUCACCGAUGCUGUGCAUGCGAAGAGCAGCUUCAUCUUCCUUCAACUCGGCGCAUUGGGAAGAGCAGCUGUCCCGACCGUACUGCAGAAUGCCGUCGGCGGCCCAUACGACCUUGUCGCACCCAGUGCGAUCCCCGUUGAUAGCGAUAGUCCGAUCCCACGAACUCUGAGUAUGGAGGAGAUCAAGGAGUACGUGCAACUGUACGUUCAAGCGGCGAAGAAUGCUAUCCAGGCCGGCUUUGACGGCGUUGAGAUACUCGGAGCGAACGGCUACCUCGUCGACCAGUUCUUGCAAUCCAACUCCAACGAGCGCACGGACGAGUACGGCGGUAGCAUCGAGAACCGCAUCCGCUUCGUGAUUGAAAUCGUCGACGCUGUCGCGAUUGCGAUCGGCCCUGAGCGCACGGCGUUGAGGCUGAGCCCAUGGUCAACGGCGCUCGCUAUGCGCAUGGCCGACCCGAUCCCAACAUUCAGCGCUCUCGUCAAGCACCUCGCAGCGCACCAGCCCCAUCUCGCGUACCUGCACUUCAUCGAGCCGCGCGUCAAUGGAACGGAAGACGCCGAGCUUGUCGGGGAGAACGACAGCAACGACUUCGCACGCGGAGUCUGGAGUCCGCGGCCGCUCGUGCUUGCGGGCGGGUUCACGCGCGAGACGGCGUUGAAUGCGGCGGAGUUAGGGGAGAAGAAUGUGAUUGUUGCGGUGGGGCGGUGGUAUACGUCGAACCCGGAUUUACCGAGGAGGUGGAUGAGGGGCGUUGAGCUUACGCCGUAUGAGAGGGCGACGUUCUAUACGAAGGGAGUGAAGGGGUAUAACGAUUGGGGGAUGUGGCGGGAGACUGUAGAGUAG